AGAAGAUUCUAUAUAUCUUCAAAUCUAAAUUCAAACAUUAUUACGAAACACUAACCACAUGCAACGAUGACAAAGUUAAUAUUAUAUAUCUGUCAUGUAUUGUGGAUAAUGAGUUAUAUCAAGGGAGAUCCUGUCACGGGAAAGCUACCAUCAGAUAGAUUGCGAUACGAUAGAAGCAAGGCUAUAGGGCCUCUUUCAAGGAGCGGAACAGUUGAGCGAGUACCAAGAAAAUUAGAUAAGAGUGUUAAAGAUACAGGAAUACCAAAUAAUCACGUAGAUCUGGGUAAACAAUCUCAAGAAACAAACGAACCAAAGGUGCAAAAAACAAAACCUUUGAUACAAGUAACACGCCCAGAUGCCAAAGACAGUAUUAUUCCUCAAUGUAAAGUCAAGAUGAUUUAUCCAUAUGAUAAAUCUCCGACUAUUGAGGUUAAAGGAAUAAAAGGAUUGUUCAACUCCAUUUUGGUUGGCUACAACAAACCUGAUUCUACGAUACGUGAAAAUAAAGGAGGUUUGUUUGGCUGGAGUACUACUGUAGACGGUGAUUCAGGCAUUAAAGUAGCAUUUACGUUCAACCUGAAUUACAUACCAGUGACUCCAAUAUCACAACCUACCUCUUACUGCGCUCUUAUCAUACAACCACCAUAUGAAAUUACAUCGAAAGUAAUACAAGCAUUUAAGUCCCCCCCGAGAGACAUCCGGCGUUCAAUAAAAUCCAUCGAAAGUUUUGAGCAGUUUUUAAAAGAUCAAGGCAAUCAUGUGAUAACAUCAUGUUGCUUUGUAGUUCACCCCAAGGUUCCGGUUCCUGAGAAGACGCCAAGAGCAUGAUAAACGGAU
Molecule: messenger RNA, 837 nt
Organism: Babesia bovis T2Bo
Lineage: Eukaryota; Apicomplexa; Aconoidasida; Piroplasmida; Babesiidae
Exons: 1
Coding region: 67-828 (253 amino acids)
Source: RefSeq, a predicted model, not a curated record